Molecule: messenger RNA, 345 nt
Organism: Ceutorhynchus assimilis (cabbage seed weevil)
Lineage: Eukaryota; Metazoa; Arthropoda; Insecta; Coleoptera; Curculionidae
Source: the annotation of a GenBank genome assembly
AUGCAGGAAAAUAUAAAAACCAAAAAAGGCAUCAAAGAAGUUGAAAUGCACAAUGAUGUGCCUCAAAAAGACACAAGUUCCAAAGAAGAAUGGGAAGAGUCAGGAAACAGUGAUGACGAUAUUGAUUAUACAGGAGCUGACAUACCAGACAUUGAAAUACAUGAGGCAGAUGAUUUAAAACCUGGUGAUUUCAUUUUGGUAGAACUUGGCACAGGCAAAAGAAUGUCCACGACUUUCAGAUACCUAUGUUGCAACAGUUUUAACAAUUGUUUCAGAUACAGAGUUGCAGAUACAAUGUCUACAAAGUACAUAUUGACAAACCAAAAGCCAAAUUCGAUUACAUAG